Messenger RNA from Mobula hypostoma (lesser devil ray), 3684 nucleotides. RefSeq lists its product as uncharacterized. The transcript has a single exon. Lineage: Eukaryota; Metazoa; Chordata; Chondrichthyes; Myliobatiformes; Myliobatidae. The record is from RefSeq and is a predicted model, not a curated record.
AGAGGAAGCAGUGUGCAUGUGGCAAAAUCUGCAAGAACGAUCGCGGCUUGAAGAUCCACCAAGCGAGGAUGAAGUGUUUGGCGGGAGCAGGAGCAGCACAAUGCGCAGGUGUCCAACCUGGUGAGACGAAGGAGGGGCCAGGCCCGGAGUCACCCCAUAGCGCCCGGAACCUCCAAGUGUUGCAAACUAAUCCCUCGAACAUGAAGUCUAACAGGAGGCGGAUCAAAUGGCCUGCAGCUAACAUGACUUCACUGUGGAAGCAGUUUGAUGACGAUGUUAACCAAAUUCUGGAGGCAACGACGAAGGGAGGGGUUGAUAGGAAGCUGCAAGCCAUACAACAAUUAUUGUUAGUAUCGCAGCUGAACGGUUCAGAGAAGGGGAGAAGGAAGGCUCCAAAACAUCUUACUCGAAGAACCAGAGCAUUGAGAAUCCACAUCAGGCGGGAGAUGAAAGCGCGGAAGUCCCAAUACAAGGAGGCAGGAGAAGAGGAGCACAUUGGCUUGGUCCAGCUGAUGUGCAUACUACGAAAGAAGAUCAGGGUCCUCCGCCGGGCAGAGUGGCAUCGGAGGCGUCGUCGUGAAAGGGCUCGAAAACGUGCUGCCUUUAUCGCCAACCCCUUCAAGUUCACCAAGGAGCUGCUGGGGGAGAAGCGCAGUGGGAAACUGGUCUGUUCGCAGGAAGACAUAGACCAACAUCUGAAGAAGAUAUAUAAUGAUCCUGAAAGAGAGCAGGAGUUGGGGGAGUGCGACAUCCUAAUAGACCCACCUGAACCGGAUGUGCAGUUCGACAUGUCAGAGCUGCAACUAAAGGAAGUCAGAGAGGUCGUCCGCAAAGCAAGGGCAAGCUCGGCUCCAGGACCAAGCAACACCUCGUACAAAGUGUACAAGAACUGCCCCAAACUCCUGCUGCGUCUGUGGAAGAUCCUGAGAAUCUUCUGGAGAAGGGGGAAGAUCCCAGAAUAGUGGAGAGUGGCUGAAGGGGUGUGGAUCCCGAAGGAGGAAAAUGCCACCCAGAUAGAUCAGUUUCGCAUCAUCCUCCUGCUGUGUGUCGAGGCAAAGAUCAUCUUCAGUGCAGUUUCCAACUGGUUGUGCACCUACCUAGCAAAGAACGCCUAUAUUGAUACAUCAGUCCAGAAGGGUGGCAUUUCAGGGAUGCCGGGCUGUCUGGAGCACAUCGGUGUGGUGACACAGCUCAUCAGGAAGGCCAGAGAGAACAAGGGCAACCUGUCAGUGUUGUGGCUGGACCUGGCAAAUGCAUAUGGCUCCAUUCUGCACAAGCUGGUGCAGCUCACACUGACCAAAUAUCACAUCCCCAGCAGAAUCGGAGACCUUAUCGCUGAUUAUUACAGCAACUUCAGGAUGAGGGUCUCUUCAGGAGCAAUUACAUCAACCUGGCACAAGGUGGAGGUCGGCAUCAUCACAGGGUGCACUAUCUCAGUGACACUGUUCUCCCUAGCCAUGAACAUGCUCACUAAGUCUGCUGAACCAGAGUCCAGAGGGCCCAGAAUGAAUUCCGCUCAGUGGCAACCACCUAUCAGGGCAUUCAUGGAUGACCUCACAGUCACCACAGAAUCAGUCCCAGGCUGCCGGAGGAUUCUGCAAGGGCUCGAAAAGCUGGUGGAGUGGGCCCGGAUGCGUUUCAAACCUGCCAAAUCAAGAUCGAUGGUGCUGAGGAAAGGGAAGGUGGAGAACAAGUUCCGGUUCAGCAUCGCAGGCACAGCCAUCCUAACCAACACAGAAAAGCCAGUCAAGAGCUUAGGCAAAGUUUUUGACAGCUCUUUAAGGGACACAACAUCCAUUCAGGCAACCUGCACCGAGUUGGAUGGCUGGCUGAAAUCUGUGGACAAGUCUGGCCUACCUGGGAAGUUUAAAGCCUGGGUGUAUCAGCAUGGCAUUCUUCCCAGAAUCCUGUGGCCCCUCCUCGUCUAUGCAGUUCCGAUCUCGACAGUUGAAACCUUAGAGAGGAGGGUUAGCAACCACCUCAGGAGAUGGCUGGGGCUGCCAAAGAGCCUGAGCAGCAUCGCACUCUACGGACACCACAACAAACUGCAACUGCCCUUCAAAUCCUUGGAGGAAGAAUUCAAGGUAACAAGAGCCAGAGAAGUGCUACAGUAUAGGGACUCAAAUGACCCGAAGGUGGCUAGAGCAGGGAUCCAAGUAAGUACUGGCAGAAAGUGGAGGGCAGAGGAAGCUGUUCAGGAGGCAGAGGCGAGGCUGCGUCACAGGAGGCUGGUGGGAGUGGUCACACAAGGCCGAGCUGGGCUAGGAUCCUUUCCAACUCCCCAAAUGGACACCAGAGGGAAGGAAAGGCGUUGUCUAGUUCAGGAGGAGGUGAGAGCAGUAGUGGAGGAGAUGAACGCCUGCAAGGCGGUGGGAACGAAGCAACAGGGAGCUUGGACAAGAUGGGAGAAUGCGGUUGAGAGGAAAGUGACCUGGGCUGAUCUUUGCAAAGCCGAAUCACACCGUAUCCAAUUGUUCAUCCAGGCAGUGUACGAUGUGCUUCCAAGCCCAUCAAACCUGCACACAUGGGGCAAGGCAGAGUCAUCUGCGUGCCCACUGUGCUCCAAGCGAGGAACUCUGGAGCACAUCCUCAGCGGCUGUGCAAGGGCACUUGGUGAGGGACGGUACAGGUGGAGGCAUGAUCAGGUCCUGAAGACCAUCGCUGAAGCCGUCAGCGCAGGAGUUGAGUGGGCGAAGUGGUCCCGACCCUCCAAGCAGACCAUUGCCUUUGUCAGAGCUGGGGAGCAGCCAAUACCUGCCAAAAGAACAUCUGCAGGCAUUCUGACCUCUGCAAGGGACUGGCAGCUGUUGGUGGACCUCGAAGGGCAGCUGAAGUUCCCCAACCAUAUCGCAGCCACCACCCUGCGACCAGACAUUGUCCUUGUGUCUGAGUCUACUAAGCAAGUGGUGCUGCUGGAGCUGACAGUCCCAUGGGAAGAUAGCUUGGAGGAGGCCUUUGAAAGGAAGCUCUCCAAGUACGCAGGACUGGUCAGCAACUGUCAGCAGGCUGGAUGGAGAGCGAGGUGUCUCCCAGUGGAGGUUGGUUGUAGGGGAUUCAUAGCCCCUUCUUUAGUUAGAGCUUUCAGCAUUUUGGGCAUCGAGGGAGAGAGGAAGAGGAGAGCCAUCCGCAGUACCACCGAUGCGGCAGAGAGGGCCUCAAGAUGGCUGUGGCUCAAAAGAGGGGAGCCAUGGAGUCAUAAGUAGCUAGCCAUCUGGACACAAGCUGGGUCUGAUCAGCCCCGGCUGGGUCACCUGGAGGAGGUUGUAUGAUGUUGAAAGACCCGAAACACCCGAUGAUUCCAGGAACAUCACUGAAGAUGUGUCCAGAAGCAUCAAUAGAUGUAUAUACACGGCCUGUAGAAGUGGUUUGAAAUUGUGGCCAAUGUUACAAAGAUUCUAAUGGUCAAAUGCCUGAAGGAUGGUCUAUUCUUCUUGUAGUUACAGACAGAGCAUAAUAAACUAGAUUGUUAUCUUUCAGUAAUGCAUUUGGGAAAAAUGUUAUGUGCUUGCAAUGGUCUACUGAUGAAUUUAUUGAAUAACCUGGAUGUGAACUAACAAAGGAUUAAUUUCCAUUUACGCAGCUUAUAGUUCACUGUCUCAUUCAGAUUUUUCUCAGCACUGAGCUGGUUCUAACUUAAACUGAAUGCCAUUUUGUGACUGUCAGUGGCAACUUUAUUUUUUUUGA